This is a messenger RNA of Thamnophis sirtalis, 1723 nucleotides long. Lineage: Eukaryota; Metazoa; Chordata; Lepidosauria; Squamata; Natricidae. The record is from RefSeq and is a predicted model, not a curated record.
CCCCGGAGACAGCCUGCGACUGCUUCACCUCUAUCCCCGACCCCCACCCCACCCCAUGGCUCCCUUUCCCACCCUUGGUAGGGAUCAUGGCUGGUUGAUGGAGAGACUGUCCUGCAGGAAGGAAGACAACCCGCCCCAAGUGUCUUGCAAUGUUUUUUCCUAUAUGAACUAUCCGUUUUGGGUGGAGGUGCUGGAGAAAAAGCCACAGCAUUUUGGGGUUCCCAUACUGGACCCGAGCUGAAUGUUGAGCAUUGGAGGUAUCUCCAGCUUGAAAAAUAUAGGAAUAUUUUGUGUUGUUUGCAAAGUUACUGGCAAGAAAGGUCAUCAAACAGGCCAAAAGUCACUUAACAACUGCCUUAAUUGGCAACAUAAAUGUUGGCCUCAAAUAUUGGUCCUAUAUCGAGUCCUAUAUGUACUUCCUUUUUGAAAAGAAAUUGUGUGUGUUGGGUGUGUAUGUAUUUAAGAGCACUGUCUUCUCUGUCUUCCCUUAAAUGUUUUUUGGGCAAGAAUAUCCUAUCAACAUCUACAAAAGCAGCUCUCUUUUUUCUCAUUUUUCUUUCCUUCUGUUCCUUUCUCUUAGCUUGAAAACUGAAAGCAUUUUCCCCCUCUCUGGGAGGAUUCUUAUUAUUUGAGCAUCAAAGUUCCACAUCUCCUGAAAUGGCUCAUUUUGGUGGCUCUUCUUACCAUUCUGCUCCUCUGACCAAAAGUCCUUUUGCAAAUCCAGGACAGACUUUGGAUGGGUGUGACCCAGCUUCUUUGUACACCCCAAAAUCCGGCUCACGAGACCCAGAAGGAAAUGGAUCCCGUGUUGCCUUGCUUAGGUCUACUGAGAAGUUCUGGAGAAGAACGAAGGAGGACAAUGUCCUGGAAGGAGAUACCACCAGAUGGGCUGGAGAACAUCAACUUUGCCGGGCGUUCUUCUAUGAAGAAACCGAGGAACCUCGAGAACUUUGCACUCGUUUACACCGUCUUUCUCGUCAAUGGCUGAAGCCAGAGAAACACACGAAAGCUCAGAUGUUGGACUUGGUGGUCCUGGAGCAGUUCCUGGCCGUCCUGCCCCCAAAGAUGGAGAGCUGGGUACGAGAGUGUGGAGCAGAGACGAGCUCCCAGGCGGUGGCCCUGGCAGAAGGUUUCCUCCUGAGCCAGGCGGAGGAGAAAAAGCAGGGAGAGAUGCAGGUUCAGGAUCCCUUCAUAGAAGUGGGUGUUCAAAACCUCCAAGCACAUAGAGACAUGUCAUCUCUCUCUCAAGAACUGGCCUUCGGAGGGAUCUCCCAAGAGGAUCCAGCUCAGGUCACAUCCGAAAUGAAUGGAGCAACCCUGAGGUUUCCUGCAGAAAUGUCUUUGCUUUGUGGUGGAACUGAAACUGCUGUUGUCAUUCCAGUUCAGGUUCAGGAUCCCUUCAUGGAAGUGGAUGCUCAAGACCCCCGAGAACACAAAGACAUGUCAUCUCUCACUCAAGAACUGGCCUUUGGGGGGAUCUCCCAAGAAGAUCCAGCUCAGAUCACGUCAGAAGGAAAAGGAGCAAUCCUGAGGUUUCCUGCAGAAGCAUCUUUGUUUUGUGGUGAUUCUGAAACUGCUGCUGUCAUUCCAACUCAGAAUCAUAUGUUAUUUGAAGAUAUAGCCAUAUUUUUUUCUGAAGAGGAGUGGGCUCUGCUGAAUCCUGACCAGAAAUUGCUGUACAGGGAGAUCACAUUGGAAAAUGCAAGGAAUGUGACCUCCAUAG